Molecule: messenger RNA, 7587 nt
Organism: Betta splendens (Siamese fighting fish)
Lineage: Eukaryota; Metazoa; Chordata; Actinopteri; Anabantiformes; Osphronemidae
Gene: frmd4a
Product: FERM domain containing 4A
Exons: 24
Coding region: 1579-4773 (1064 amino acids)
Biological process (GO): establishment of epithelial cell polarity
Cellular component (GO): cytoskeleton; adherens junction; bicellular tight junction
Source: RefSeq, a predicted model, not a curated record
UUAUUAAUGGCGGGGUGUCACGUACUGUAUUCACCACAGGCUCCUCUGAGAUGAUGGAUGAAGCGCUGUAUGCGCUUUGUCUUUGAUAGUAGUCAGUGAUGUGUUGUAGUGUCUGUGUGAUCGCGUGCUCACAGGAAGCGUGUGCGCACAGACUCACAGUUGGGCCAAAGCUGACGUGAAGACUGAUGAGCGGACCUCACACCAAAGACGGGGGUCAAAGGUCAUCUGCACUCCUGCUCUGUGUGGCUUAGGAAGUCAACAGGAGAGGGACAGAGGGAAGAGAUAAGGUUGAGGCCGAUGCCGCUGAUACGCAGCGAGGUCGGAGCGCAAGGAGGUGAAGGAAGAGGAGAAGAGGGAAUGAAGAAGAACGAAGCAGAACAAGUGUUGAGAAUAUGUUGGAUAAUCAUCACCUCAGUUUCCUUUGGUUCAGGGAGAAUGGUGUUGCAGUCCACAAAAAAACAAAAACAGCCCCUCUCCACAGAGCGUCCCACCAACAUCCUUCGCCCCCCCGCUUCCCUUCUUUUCUUCCACUUUCCUUCCUCCCUCACUGAAUCGCUGCCUCCUCUGACACUUGCUAUAAUUCUCCUCGCCUUCCUAAUCAGCCGUCUACCCCACAUGCCCCCUGUCUCCAUAACCGCCCGCCCGCCCGCCGCCCACCCCUCCCCGUCCCCACUACUGUUACAUAAGCGUCCAGUCAUAGAUCCAGGCCGUGUCCCUGUUGUUUUUCCCAUGUCUAUGGGAGCCUCAGCAUCCAGGGCCAUAAUGAGGCCUCUACAAAGGCCCAUUGAUGAGAGGCUCAGUGUGAGAGAGGAUGACCCCAGCCAAGAGCGGGCCAGAACUGGGCAUCAGCUGCCCGAGGCUCUGCCUCCACACAAAGGCGACCACUGUGGACAGAGACCUGAAAGGGCACCGAGAAAAAGAGGGAGAAGAGGGGGAACGAGGGAAGCGAUAUCCUGUUCAAACAACUUAGAGAAUGUGAAGAUGGAAGGAUAUAAAAAAUGAAACAGACGGAUGACUUCAUCACAUUUUAGCUGCUCCAAUCAAGACCGUAGCUUCCUCCUCCUUCCACUCAUCCUCCACCUUGUCUCCUCCUCUGGGGAGUGAGACCCACCCUCUGCCCUCCCUCUGCCAGGGAGUUAUCAGUGCCUUCAGUUCACCCAUGGAUCAUAACUAAGGUCAGAGAAUGAGGCAAUAACACUCUUAGCCACAGGUUGCUGUGACACAGUGAUUAAACAGUUCUUUUUUUUUAAACAGAACUUUUUGCAAUUGGGACUUGAACUGAACCGGAGUUGGACACUUUUUAGAAACGCGUUUGGUAGAAAUAGAGGCAGCAGCGUUGGGAUGACAGCUGUUUGUCUGGGAAGCCGGAUGAAAACGGAUGAAGAAUAAAAGGGAGAUGUGGACGAAUCAGGCUUGGACGUCGCCGUGGCACGGAUCUUUGGAGAACUGGGAUAUUGCAUGGUUAACAUUGUUGAAGUGUUUCUACAUUAGCCGCCCGUAAUUACACAAAAUCAGAGAGAGGAAGAGAAAAUAAUCCCUUGCUUUUAGUCUGAUGUCGAUAUCUCCAUGAGCUGAACCAUGACUCUCGCAGCGCGCCUUGAGGACUUGGAGGUGACCCUGGAGCACAUGCUCAUGGACGUUUUCAUGACGGAGGGGAGGCGAUGUCAGGUCCAUCUCCUGGACGACAGGAAGCUGGAGCUCCUCGUUCAGCCCAAGCUGAUGGCUAAGGACCUGCUGGACCUCGUGGCCUCUCACUUCAACCUCAAGGAGAAAGAGUACUUUGGAAUCGCUUACACAGACGAAACGGGCCAUUUUAGUUGGCUACAGCUGGACCGUAGGGUUCUGGAACAUGAGUUCCCCAAGAAGUCCGGUCCCAUUGUCCUCUACUUCUGUGUCAGGUUCUACAUAGAGAGUAUAUCCUACCUUAAGGACAAUGCCACUAUUGAGCUGUUUUUUCUUAAUGCCAAGUCCAUCAUCUACAAGGAGCUUAUUGAAGUGGACAGUGAGGUUGUCUUUGAAUUGGCGUCCUACAUUCUUCAAGAGGCCAAAGGUGAUUUCACUAGUAACGAUGCAACCAGGUCUGACCUGAAAAAGCUGCCCGCUCUGCCCACCCAGGCCCUGAAGGAGCACCCAUCUCUGGCCUACUGUGAAGACCGAGUUAUAGAGCAUUACAAAAAGCUCAGCGGCCAGUCCAGAGGACAGGCUAUUGUAAAUUACAUGAGCAUCGUAGAGUCUCUGCCCACAUAUGGAGUACAUUACUAUGCUGUAAAGGACAAGCAGGGGAUCCCGUGGUGGUUGGGGCUGAGCUAUAAGGGCAUCUUUCAGUAUGACUAUCAGGACAAAGUUAAACCCAGGAAGGUGUUCCAAUGGCGCCAGUUGGAGAACCUCUACUUCAGAGAGAAGAAGUUUUCAGUGGAAGUUCAUGACCCCAGGAGUAGGGCGUCGGUGACGAGGAGAACGUUCGGCCACAGCGGCAUCGCCGUGCACACCUGGUACGCGUGCCCUGCCCUCAUCAAGUCCAUCUGGGCCAUGGCCAUCAGUCAGCACCAGUUCUACCUGGACCGCAAGCAGAGCAAGUCCAAGAUCCACGCGGCGCGAAGCUUGAGCGAGAUCGCUAUCGACCUGACAGAAACGGGGACUUUGAAGACCUCCAAGCUGGCCAACAUGGGCAGCAAGGGCAAAAUCAUCAGCGGCAGCAGUGGCAGCCUGCUGUCCUCAGGGUCCCAGGAAUCGGACAGCUCCCAAACAGCUAAGAAGGACAUGCUGGCAGCGCUGAGAGCCAGGCAGGAAGCUCUGGAGGACACGCUACGGCAGAGACUGGAAGAACUCAAGAGCAUCUGCAUUAGAGAAGCGGAGCUGACAGGAAAGCUUCCUAAGGAAUAUCCUCUGGAUCCAGGUGAGGAGCCACCCACAGUGAGACGGAAGAUUGGUACUGCCUUCAAGUUGGAUGAGCAGAAAAUUCUUCCUAAGGGAGAGGAGGAGGAGCUGGAGCGGCUGGAGCGGGAGUUCGCCAUCCAGUCGCAGAUCACGGAGGCGGCCAGGCGCCUCGCCACCGAUCCGCACGUGAGCAGCAAGAAGCUGAAGAAGCAGAGGAAGACUUCGUAUCUGAACGCGCUGAAGAAGCUCCAGGAGAUCGAGAACUCCAUCAACGAGUACCGGGUUCGCUCCGGGAAGAAACCCACGCAGAGGGCGUCGCUCAUCAUAGAAGAAGCCAAUAUCGGUUCUGAAGACAGCUCAUUGUCGGACGCACUGGUCUUAGAUGAUGACGACCCUCAGGUUACGGGUACUCCGACGUUCUCUCCAGUGGCAUCGCCUCAUAAGGGCCUCCCCCCGCGGCCGCCAUCCCACAGCCGGCCGCCUCCCCCUCAGUCGCUGGACGGCCUGCGGCACUUACACUACACGCGCUCUGACUACGACAAAUCACCCAUCAAACCCAAGAUGUGGAGCGAGUCGUCCCUGGACGAGCCCUACGAAAAGGUCAAGAAACGCUCCUCGCACUCCAGUCACAGGCGUUUCCCAAGUUCUGGUAGCGCAGAAGCAGGGGGUAGUAAUUCUCUGCAGAGCAGCCCCAUCAGGAGCCUCCCUCACUGGAACUCUCAGUCCAGCAUGCCGUCAACGCCGGACCUGAGAACCAGGACGCCGCAUUAUGUACAUUCCACUAGGUCAGUGGACAUCAGUCCCACACGUCUGCACAGUCUCGCUCAGCACUUUAGGAACCGCAGCUCCAGCCUUGAGUCCCAGGGCAAACUGUUGUCCGACCCCGACGCACACCCGCACACCCUGGCGACGCUGGGCAGCCCCGACUUCUUCCUCGGCCCCGGGCGCAGCUCCAACGGCUCUGACCCACUGGACGACUGUUCAUCCUGCACCAGCCAAAGCAGCUCAGAGCACUACUACCCCUCCGGGGGGCCCCCUGGCAGCAACCCCAACUACUCUACUCUGGGAGAAGACUCGCCCUCCAAAGCGAGGCAGAGACAGAGGCAAAGGCACAGGUCUGCAGGUCACCUGGGGUCCUCUAACUCUGGCUCCAUGCCAAACCUGGCAGCUAAGAACGGAUCUGGUGGAGGCUCCGGCGGGGGUGGGACGGGGGGAGGACACCAUGGAGUCUACCUCCACAGCCAGAGCCAGCCCUCGUCCCAGUACCGCAUCAAGGAGUACCCGCUGUACGUGGAGGGCAGCCCCAACCCCGUGGUGGUGCGCAGCCUGGAGAGCGAUCAGGAGGGCCACUACAGCGUGAAGGCCCAGUUCAAGACCUCCAGCUCCUACACGGCCGGGGGUCUGUACAAGGAGGCCUGGGGGGGGGAGGAGGGGGGCGAGGGGGGCGGCAGGCUCACGCCGUCGCGCUCCCAAAUUGUUCGGACUCCAUCGUUGGGACGGGAGGGUGGCGGAGGGGGGAGGGCGGCGGUUUCUGAAGAGCUGCGGUGCUGGUACCAGAGGUCCUCGGGGAGCCUGAAGGAGCGGAGUCACUCGCAUUCAGGGUCCACAUCCUCCGAGACGGGCUCACAGCAAGGCACUCUGGGACACGGCCGUGGGAGUAGAGUGGGGACACUCGCCAAGGGCUCACCAGCUGCGUCCCCUCACAGCCAGAGGAGCAUGACGCCCUCGAGUGAACAUGCAGCCACACCCACACCGCCCUGUAGUCCACAGCACAUCCUCAACUGGCAGAGCGGGUCGUUCAGUGAGAGCUGUUUUCUCAGCAGCCCGCUGUGUUCGGAGCUGGCAGAUGUGCAGUGGUAUGGACACGACAAGGCCAAACCUGGAACCCUGGUCUGAGACCUUCCUAUAGGGGCCCAGCGAUCUCCCAUCGCCCUCUCCUACUGCCUGUCCACUGUUACUCACUACUACCCAUUGACAACCAACAACCUCAACCUUAAAGCCCUACGAAAACCCUGCCCUGACUGGUGUGGUGGACUGGACACAAGACCCCCCCCCCCUCCCAAAGUCCUGCCCUCCAUCCAUCACACCACCUGGUUUAUUACACCCCCUCUAUCACAGCUCGACCAGACAGGGACACGCUCGCUAGGCUCUGAUAAAGGCUGGUUUCACAGGACAGACUGGGAAGUGCCACGUCAGCUGUUGAACUGUUGCCAUACAGCACCACAGCACCCUUCUUUAUACACCCUCGCAAGCAACAGGGCAUGGAGCGGUGGGAGGAAAGAGCACAGAGAAGAAAAUCACUGAGACAACCCCAACUCAACAAAACCAACAUCAGCAUCAGUUGCGUACAGUCAUUUUUUUGGUUCCCUAUACUUUAGUGCCGGCCCAGUCAGAGGAUAUUUGCUGGAUUUGAGCCACCGGUUUAAAAACACAUUUAAAGGCCCAGAUGAACUGUGACAGAUUUUAAUAUUCCUUUCAGUAUUGUUAUAUUUUUCCUCAUUUGUCCCUAUGUAUUUAAAAAAUGAGAAGGCACAGACCUUGAAAAAAAAUCUGGAGUUCUCCUCAAUUUAACCCACAACCAAAGACUGCUACCAUAUCAGCUGGCCAUGCUGUUCCAGGGUCCCUGAGCUGGUGGUGAGGUGAAGUCACGGUGACAAUAUCCAGAUUGUGUCUGGGGCCCUAUGGGGUAUUGAUGGGGACUAUAGCAAUAACAAGCGUAGAACAAGUAAAGGAACUGGCUUGAGUCUCCAGAGCGCGUUGAAGCUGGCGUUACGCCGUGUUUAUGCUUGAAGAGACAGUGAAUCAGGGCAUCGUAGGCGGUGAGGUGCAGUGGUUAGUGGAUUUGCCAUCGGUGUGUAUUCAUUACAGUGACGUCACCCUUUUUAUGCUGUUGGUCGUCAUAGGAUUCCCUCUGCCCAUGACCUUUUGCUGGGCCCUCUGGUGCAUUGUGGGCGGCGCUUGAGUUGGGAUUUGGUUUGGGCCAUUUGUCGAUGUGGCAGUCGCAACACGACAGAGAAAAGAUGACCAGCUGACAUUUGCUAGCUUUACUCAUAGUUGGAUAGCGAGGCUCUUCUGAUCCUUUGGUCUUACUGAUAUAUCCACUCAGUGUUUCUCUGCUUUUUAUCUUUCAGCCCAUAGCGUCAUGAUAGCAGCAUCCUGACUGAAGAGUGGCUGACAGUCCCAGCACUUCACUGGCACACAUGAGCGAGGUGUUAGUGCCAAGCAUUAGUUAGUGCUUUCCAUAUGUGCUGUGAAUGAGCACUGAAGCAGCCCACACCCCCACAGUCUAAUCACUUAUUCACCAAGCCGGACAGAGUAGCCAGAGGACACACAAUUAGUCGCAAAGUUGUGAAAUUACCCAACAUUUUGGUUUCAAAGCACAAUAUUAACAACAUUAUUUAGAUUUGUUUUAGUUCCACCAUCAGUAUUUUAAUGUGUUGUUUUAAAUUUCAAAAAAAUCAAUUAGAAAAUCUAAAACCAAGGACAAGGUGUUGAAUUAGUGUUUCUUCCCAUCAUAUGGACAUUUCCAUAUGAUGAAUUUCGAGACAAACAGCCAUGAUCAGAAAUUAGACAAACAAAUCAAAUCAAAUCUCUUCUCUCUCAUUUGUUUCGCCUUCGCCUAAUAAUCAGAUUCCUAGAACACGGUUAGAAAAGCACACCUGUGUCUGCGAGACAGAAGUAGCGCUUCGCUUGUUUUACUGCACGUGAAACACCACAAAUCUUUAUCUAGAGAACAGUGCUUACAACUGUAGCACAAAGCAUUGAUGACUCCUGCUUCAAGGAAUGGGAGGAAUGGUGCAUAUCUGUCCCUGUUAGUGGUGCGUUUCAUUAAGCACUCUUGUUGUUAACACUCCAUUCUCCCAACCAGCACUUCCUCACUACCAUCCACUAGGAAUUGAUUACUCAAAUGCACAACUUCAUGCAUGUUCUACAGAUCCAGUGACAAAUAUAGACCUUGAAGACAUCCAGCAUCAGAUUUCUACCCACCAACAUUAGCAUGUUUUGCUCCAUAGUGUUGCGCUGCCCCCAUGAAGUUUUGAACUUGUGGUGAUCUGACCUCUAAGCCUGAUGUGAUGAAGUGUGGUGUCCCCUCCCUCUGAAGCUUCAAGUCUGUGCUCCAUAGAAACGUUUGAGGUUUUUGUGAUACUCCGAGAGAAACAAACUAAUUCUUUAUCAGUCUUUUCCUGUAAGUACGGAGGGGCUGUAAGGUUUUUUCACAAUUAUUGUUUUGAAAAUGUUCCAUUUUAUAUGAAGCAGUAUUGUUUUGUUUUGUUUUGUUUUUUUUUUUGUUCUGACAUUGUAAUAACCCUUCCAGGUGCUACAAAAUGACCAGUUACUGCUUUGUCACGUAGGAUCUAGACAUCUCUUCAUUGUUAUCAAUAGAUUCAAUACCAGAUGUGCAAAAUGAAGCUUAUUUUAAUGGACAGUUUGAUAGUAGAACACUUCCCCUACCAGACAAUAGAGCAUGUAACUUGAUUUUAUCACUUCUGUUCAACUGUAACAAUACAUUAAAGGUGUUGUAGAAAAAUGUGGAAUUGAUUAAAAAACAUGAAUUCCACAGUUAAUUUAUUCUUUUUUUCUAUUAAAAAUUUGUAUAGUAACUUUACAUUUUUCAAAACUGUGUUGUUGGAAAUUGAUGACGAAUUUUCAAGAUGAGACAUCAUGGGGGUUCUUGAGAGUAAGAAAAAUAAAUUAUUGAUGAUGAAUGUU